Sciurus carolinensis (gray squirrel) is the source of this 1288-nucleotide messenger RNA. It is a transcript of the gene Brix1, whose product is annotated as biogenesis of ribosomes BRX1. Gene Ontology annotation, cellular component: nucleolus. Bases 51 to 1112 code for a protein of 353 amino acids. Gene Ontology annotation, molecular function: rRNA binding. The record is from RefSeq and is a predicted model, not a curated record. Lineage: Eukaryota; Metazoa; Chordata; Mammalia; Rodentia; Sciuridae. The transcript has 10 exons. Gene Ontology annotation, biological process: ribosomal large subunit assembly; rRNA processing.
AGAGUGCAGCAGGGCCGGAAGUAGAGCAAGAGAGACGGCGGUGAGGCACGAUGGUGGCAACCAAGAGGAAACGGCGUGCGGAUUUAGCGGUUCAGGCGAAGAAGCCAAAGAGAAACGAAAAAGAUGCCAAGCCUCUAUCUAAGUCGCCGGUCAAGGCAGAAGAGGUGGAGGAAGAAGAGAGAGACCGUAUCCCAGGCCCUGUUUGCAAGGGCAAGUGGAAGAAUAAGGAACGGAUUCUCAUCUUUUCUUCUAGAGGAAUAAAUUUCAGAACAAGACAUUUAAUGCAGGACUUGAGAACGCUAAUGCCUCAUUCUAAAGCAGAUACUAAAAUGGAUCGUAAAGAUAAAUUAUUUGUGAUUAAUGAGGUCUGUGAGAUGAAAAACUGCAAUAAAUGCAUCUAUUUUGAAGCUAAGAAAAAACAGGAUCUCUAUAUGUGGCUUUCAAAUUCACCUCAUGGGCCAUCAGCCAAAUUUCUUGUUCAAAACAUUCACACCCUAGCUGAACUAAAGCUGACAGGAAAUUGUUUGAAAGGUUCUCGGCCUCUUUUGUCUUUCGAUCCUGCUUUUGAUGAAUUGUCACACUAUACAUUGUUAAAAGAACUCUUAAUUCAGAUUUUUAGUACACCAAGGUACCAUCCCAAAAGCCAACCAUUUGUGGACCACGUGUUUACUUUCACCAUUUUGGAUAAUAGGAUAUGGUUUCGUAACUUUCAGAUCAUAGAAGAAGAUGCUGCUCUUGUAGAAAUAGGACCUCGUUUUGUCUUAAAUCUUAUAAAGAUUUUUCAAGGAAGUUUUGGAGGACCAACUUUAUAUGAAAAUCCUCAUUACCAGUCUCCAAACAUGCAUCGGCGUAUCAUAAGAUCUAUCACAGCUGCAAAAUACAAAGAGAAACAGCAAGUGAAAGAUGUGCAGAAACUGAGAAAGAAAGAGCCAAAGACUAUUCUUCCACAUGAUCCCACUGAAGAUGUUUUUGUUAUACCAGCUGAGGAAAAACCACUAGAAAUACAGUGGGUAAAACCAGAGCCAAAAGUUGACUUGCAAGCAAGAAAAAAGAGGAUUUACAAAAGGCAAAGAAAAAUGAAACAGAAAAUGAACAGUGGGAAUGCAAAAUGAAUCAAUGGAUAAUAGUAUGUUUUUCAGUUAUUGUGUAUUUAUUUUGUAUUCAGUGUGUAAAUACUUUUAUUGAGGAUUACUUUUGUCUAAUUAGUGUGUCAUUUAAAAGAAAAUUUAAAAUCUUAAAGUCAGUGAUGUUCAUCAUUUUCCAAUUAAAAUAUCACCAGAACUCAUCA